Molecule: messenger RNA, 2022 nt
Organism: Trichobilharzia szidati
Lineage: Eukaryota; Metazoa; Platyhelminthes; Trematoda; Strigeidida; Schistosomatidae
Source: the annotation of a GenBank genome assembly
AUGGAUGACCUUCGGAGUGUUUUUCGAGAGACCGUUGUUCUUAUUAAAGACGGAUUCUGGUCACAAAGUGGUGCGUUUUUCACUGAAAGAUAUUCAUCUGAAGAUUGGAGUUUCAAUGUUGGUAAUCCUCAUGAAGCUUUCAUGGAUAUUCAAAAAAAUCAUGCAGUAAUAAAGCCGUGUGUAUCGAAAUUUUACAAAUUCAGUAGCGUUACUUUAUUGCCGUCAUUGAGAAAUGAGUUUGUCUUUCUUUUUUAUGUUGCUCUAUUUGGAAUGGAAAGUUUUGGCGUAAAAGGAUUGAAGUGCUUUCUACUUUGCAUAAACGUUCAAUACUCUAAAGAAUUUCUUAGAUUUUUAUGUUCACCCGAAGUCAUAAGUGAAUUGAAAUCAGAUUGGAUUCAUGUAUAUGAAGAAUCAUUUAUUGAUGCACAUUUGUUAAAGCCCCUUGAAAAAUGGAAACCAGUGUUUAUGAAUCUCGAGAAAACGCUUGGUUCGAAACAAAACAAAUUACAACACAAGAAAGUCACAGAAGUUCAACCAUUCAAACUAACUCAACCAAGGCCUCGAUCAAUACUUAUACCAGAAAUAGAAAUUCCAAAAAUGGAAAAGAUGCGUGAACCUCCAAAUUCCACUUAUACUCAACCUCCGGAAGUGUCUUUAUUACUUGUGAAGAAGGAAAAGAAUCGUGAAUAUAUUGAAAAAUUAAAAGCUGAGAGUGAUAGGCUUAAGCCAAGAUGUGCAGAACCAACUGCUAAGAGUGUAAAACAGGUCAAUGCCACAGGUGAUUUAGAUUUAAAUGUCAAUAACUGUGCUAUGAUCACUACAAAAGAAGAAGAUGCAGAUAAUGCAGGAAGUAAUAAAAAGAAGAAAUUGAAGUGUAAAAAUUAUGUAAAUGCAUUAAAUACAUCUACAGUGAUAAAUACAAAUGCUGUUACUAUCCUACGUGAAUGGAAACUCUACUUGGAUAAAGAAAAGGAGCAAAGAAAAAAACUUACUGAACUGGAAUCUGGAGCUUUUACAGAUGCAGCUUAUAUGGCAUGGAAAACAGAAGAAGAGGCUAAAAUUAAAUUGGAUCAAUUAAAACAAGUAGAGCGUAAUCGUUUGAAUGCAAUGAUAAGUCACGAAGCUUCAUCAAUAGCUAAGCAUAACCUUUAUUGUAAACGACGUAAUAAUGUUAAUCAGUUAAAAAAUGAAAAAAAUCAAAAACUUAUGGAAUUAAUGAAAGCAAAGAAAUUGCAACAAGCUACAAUGAACAAAAUAGCUAAAGAAAUUGCCAGUACACAUGAAAAUGCUAAAAUUGCCAAGAAGAAAGUAAUGAAAGAGAAAAGAAAAUUAGCUGCUGAAAUAGUUAAAGAAAGUAAACUUCUGCUUGAUGAAGCUCAUAAAAAAGCUGAGGAAGAAAAGAAAAUGAAAAAGGAAUUGAUCGCGAAAAUUCAAGCUGAAGAAUCAUCAGCAAUAAUGACGAAAUCAUUAAAUAUGAAACAGGUUGAUUUAGCUGAUACUCCCGGAUAUGGUCUGUUAAAUGAAAUGUCUAUCGUUGAAUUGAGAGAACGCCUUGAUCAGUUGAAAUCCAAAAAACAACGUGAAUUAGAAGAGAAAAGAGAUGCUAUACAAAGCCUUAAAGAGCAGAAGACGAAAGUUUUAUGCGAAGCACUCAAUCGAAUCAGUAAGCAUCGUAGUGUGAAAACAGUGGCUGCAGUUGGAGCAACAUUGACUAAUAGGCAAAAUGCAUCCACUAUGAGCAAUCAUAUUUUCACAAAAGAAGAUAUUUAUAAAAGUGAUCCUCUACUUCAACAGAUGAUUGAUCACUUAACUAAACAGAAAGAAGAAAGAUGGAAACAGUUAAAUAGUGAUCACUCACUUGCACUGAGAAAAUAUGCAAAUAAAGGAGUUAAAAGGAGGGAAGAGAAACCUUUCAAAACAUUUUGGGAUGAAAUGGAACGUAGUCGAGAAAUGAAGUCAAGAGUCGAAAUGGGUGCUACACAUCAUCCUUCUGAACAUCUGAUAACAAGUUUAACCGCGUGA